Paramormyrops kingsleyae is the source of this 2571-nucleotide messenger RNA. RefSeq names its product iroquois homeobox 1a (gene irx1a). Gene Ontology annotation, cellular component: nucleus. The record is from RefSeq and is a predicted model, not a curated record. NCBI's taxonomy places the organism in Eukaryota, Metazoa, Chordata, Actinopteri, Osteoglossiformes, Mormyridae. Gene Ontology annotation, biological process: cell development; regulation of transcription by RNA polymerase II; neuron differentiation. Gene Ontology annotation, molecular function: DNA-binding transcription factor activity, RNA polymerase II-specific; RNA polymerase II cis-regulatory region sequence-specific DNA binding.
GCUCUCGUCCUUUCACAAAGGUAUACCACUAAAGGAUUAUAAAAUGUUCGCCAUAAUUAGACGUUGACGAUAAAUUCGGAAUUUUUACCUGCAGUGAAAAUACGAAUGGAAAAAGUUACUUCAGUAUUGCGUUUCUCACUUUUACAUAGUUCUAUUUGCACGAUACUCAUAUAAACUUAUACAAAAUAUCUUAUAUACACAUCUGACACAACAUUUUUAUAAAUGGAAAAUUGUGCUAUUAUUUUAAUAGUAAAUUUAAUUACAAUUGCCACUAUACUUCAAUUGCUUUAAUUAUAGUUAUAAUGACAGUUCUAAAAAAUUUCGCUAUUUAGCAUGACACUUGUUUCAGAAUCAUGUACUUUCCUUUGUUUGUUUGUUUUUGUUUGUUUUUUUCUGAAGAAGAGUUUGAAGUGGAAUUUAUGGUGGUUUACCUUUGCCUUUAUUUUGCAUAUCCUUCUACUCACCCGACAUAUCCAUGAAUUAAAAAGGUAGAACAAUCGCAAUAUUUCCCGUCCGCUUACUUCUGCUAAUGAUUAAGGUAAAGGUUUACAGAGAAUGAAAAACCUCGACAGACCUGCUGUUUAACCGUUUAGUAACUGCUAGUUUUGUUAUUUUUAUUCAUAUUUAAAUUUUAAAUAUUCCCCGGACCAACAACUUCUGAAUUGUUGGUUUUGUCCGCACUUUUUUUUGGUAAUGUGGAUUAAUUAAAAGGAGAUCGUACAGCUUUCAAGUUUAUUGUUCUAAUGUCAGACAGCUGUAAAAUCGUGUAGACAGGUUGUCAUACAACAAACAGGGCUUCGGUGAAUAGAAUCUAAUGCUAAACAUUUAACGUACAAUACACGAAACACGCAAAAAAAAUGGUCCCAGCCAAUGCUCAAACCACAUGCUCCAACUAGGAGGGGCUUGCUGCUCAAGUGGAAUGCCAAUCAAAGCAUCAACUUCAAAUUGUAUCUGAGAGAUCAGCUCAAGACCUAGGGGCAGACACAUCAGUUGGAGCUCAAUUGUUGAUCAGAUCACAUCCAACGGACUUGGAGCGAAAAACAGAGAACUGAGAUUUUAGAGGAGCGGAUUCAUUUCUGCUCCGUUCUUCAGUGCUUCAACACUUUCAAUUUGACUUCCUGAUUUUUUUUUUCUUCUUCACCCUGACUCUGCUGUAAGAUUGCGGUAGGAAAUGUCUUUUUCCCAGUUGGGCUACCCUCAGUAUUUAAGUGCCACCCAAGCGAUGUACGGAAGUGAUCGCCCGGGAGUGCUGGCUGCGUCUGCCCGCAGUGGAAGCUCCGAAAUUGGGGGAAAUCCGUCGGCUACAGCUGCUGCAGUCACAUCGAUGUUGGGCAUGUACGCCAACCCCUAUGCAGCGCACAACUACAGUGCAUUUCUGCCUUACACCAGUGCUGACUUGGCUCUGUUCUCUCAGAUGGGAUCCCAGUAUGAACUUAAAGAAAGCCCUGGCGUUCAUCCCGCUAGCUUCGCGGCUCAUACCAGCCCAGCCUUUUACCCAUAUGGCCAGUUCCAGUAUGGAGACCCUGCUAGACCCAAGAAUGCCACAAGGGAGAGCACCAGUACACUUAAAGCCUGGCUUAAUGAACACAGGAAAAACCCCUAUCCGACAAAAGGAGAAAAGAUAAUGUUGGCUAUAAUCACAAAGAUGACUCUCACACAAGUCUCCACCUGGUUUGCGAAUGCCAGGAGGAGACUCAAGAAGGAGAACAAGGUGACGUGGGGUGCGAGAAGCAAAGAAGAUGAAGACAGCAACAUAUUCGGCAGCGAUAACGAAGGUGACACGGAGAAGAACGAGGACGAGGAAGAAAUUGACUUGGAGAGCAUAGACAUUGAUAAAAUUGAUGAAAACGACGGAGAUCAGAGUAACGAGGACGACGAGGACAAAUCAGAGGGCCGGGACAGAGUAGAGCUGGACAGUAUGGAGAAGAGACGGGCAUUGGCCCUCCAAGCGUUUGAUAAAUCAAAAGACACGAUUUCCGUCGGCAAAAUGCCGUCUGAUAACAACAGCACUAGAGUACUUUCUCCCAGCGGACAGGGAAGUUUCCAGCUACCAGUAAACAAUAAGCCCAAAAUAUGGUCCUUAGCAGAGACAGCAACCAGCCCCGAUAGUUCCCAGAAAGCCACGUCACCCUCUGUCCCUGCCAGUCACGCUUCACCCCAGAUCCAGCACCCGGCUUUCCUCCCCAGCCAUGGACUGUACACAUGCCAGAUUGGAAAGUUCCACAACUGGACAAAUGGCGCUUUCCUCGGCCAAAAUUCCCUGCUGAACGUGAGGUCUUUUCUGGGAGUAAAUCAACAUCAUAAUCACCACCUCCAUACACAGCAACAGCCGACCUCGGUGGUUGUAUCAUCUGUAGCGGCACUCAGCAACGAAAAAGUCCCAGAGGAACUCAGUCCGAAGCACAUAGAGCGGGAAAGUGUGCAAAAGGCCGAAUCCCCGACACAGGCUUUAAAGUCAUCUUUCCGACCAGUUCAUGACAGUCCCAGGAAUCAGCAAGAGGCGUCGCAGCGAGUUCUAACGGCUCUUUCUUCAGCCUGAUCAAGACAUUUUUCGGGGGUGGGGUCUUGGGG